Molecule: messenger RNA, 4640 nt
Organism: Homo sapiens (human)
Lineage: Eukaryota; Metazoa; Chordata; Mammalia; Primates; Hominidae
Gene: ZNF284
Product: zinc finger protein 284
Exons: 5
Coding region: 506-2287 (593 amino acids)
Biological process (GO): regulation of DNA-templated transcription; negative regulation of transcription by RNA polymerase II
Cellular component (GO): nucleoplasm; nucleus
Source: RefSeq, a predicted model, not a curated record
GCAGUGCAUUCGGUGGUAGUUUGGUGUCAGUCCUGUGUCUUGUCGGUCCUUCUAAACGUGUCCCCUUACGAUGCUGGCUCGCAACCACCUGGAAGUUGACUAAGGGGAGAAGGAGUCUCGUUGGAAAACGGAGGUUUGGAGGGACAACGGCCUCUCUUUUCGUUCUUGUCAGCGGAGCCUUCUUGGUCUUGGGGCUGUCCUCGCGUCCCCGGGCAUGAGGCUGGGGGUUGGGACUUGGUCGGGACGCGUCUCGCCUGGUUUGAGGGUUUUUGGGGCUCUCAGCUCGCUCAGUCCGCCUCCCUCCAUCCCACCUGUGAGGCUACUUUCUCACAAUUUAGGGUUGGGAUGUUAUUAAUCUCCCUGUACCUCCCACUGCUGUUCUUUAAAAUGGGGACUUUAGGACCAUCCUAAUGAAAUCGUUUUGGGAACUGGAAGAGGCACAAUUCUGUCUUCUCUUGAACUGCAUAACUGAGAACUCUGCAAAUUCCCCAAAGAAGGAGGAAAAAUGACCAUGUUCAAGGAGGCAGUGACCUUCAAGGAUGUGGCUGUGGUCUUCACCGAGGAGGAGCUGGGGCUGCUGGACGUUUCCCAGAGGAAGCUGUAUCGAGAUGUCAUGCUGGAGAACUUCAGAAACCUGCUAUCAGUGGGGCAUCAACUUUCCCACCGAGAUACUUUUCACUUCCAAAGAGAAGAAAAGUUUUGGAUCAUGGAGACAGCAACCCAAAGAGAAGGGAAUUCAGGAGGCAAGAUCCAAACUGAGUUGGAGUCUGUUCCAGAAACAGGACCACAUGAAGAGUGGUCUUGCCAGCAAAUCUGGGAACAAACUGCAAGUGAGUUAACUAGACCUCAAGACUCCAUAAGUAGCUCUCAGUUCUCCACACAAGGUGAUGUCCCCUCCCAGGUUGACGCAGGACUAUCUAUAAUUCACAUAGGAGAGACACCUUCUGAGCAUGGGAAGUGUAAAAAAUUCUUCAGUGAUGUCUCCAUCCUUGAUCUUCAUCAACAAUUACACUCAGGAAAGAUAUCCCAUACAUGUAAUGAGUACAGGAAGAGAUUCUGUUAUAGCUCAGCUCUUUGUCUUCAUCAGAAAGUUCACAUGGGAGAGAAACGCUAUAAGUGUGAUGUGUGUAGUAAGGCAUUUAGUCAGAACUCACAACUGCAAACUCAUCAGAGAAUCCACACUGGAGAGAAACCAUUCAAAUGUGAGCAGUGUGGGAAAAGUUUCAGCCGUAGAUCAGGAAUGUAUGUUCAUUGCAAAUUACACACAGGAGAAAAACCUCAUAUUUGUGAGGAAUGUGGGAAGGCCUUCAUUCACAAUUCCCAGCUUCGGGAACAUCAAAGAAUCCAUACUGGGGAGAAGCCAUUCAAAUGUUAUAUAUGUGGUAAGAGCUUCCAUAGUAGAUCAAAUCUUAAUAGGCAUUCCAUGGUCCACAUGCAAGAGAAAUCAUUUAGAUGUGAUACCUGUAGUAAUAGCUUUGGUCAGAGAUCAGCACUUAAUAGUCAUUGCAUGGACCACACAAAAGAGAAACUAUACAAAUGUGAAGAAUGUGGAAGGAGCUUCACUUGUAGGCAAGAUCUUUGUAAGCAUCAGAUGGACCAUACAGGAGACAAACCAUAUAAUUGUAAUGUAUGUGGGAAGGGCUUCAGGUGGUCCUCAUGUCUUUCAAGACAUCAGCGGGUCCACAAUGGAGAAACAACAUUCAAGUGCGACGGAUGUGGGAAGAGAUUUUAUAUGAAUUCACAGGGCCAUUCACAUCAGAGAGCCUAUAGAGAAGAAGAACUGUAUAAAUGUCAGAAGUGUGGGAAGGGCUACAUUAGUAAGUUUAAUCUUGACUUGCACCAGAGGGUCCACACGGGAGAGAGACCUUAUAAUUGUAAGGAAUGUGGAAAGAGCUUCAGGUGGGCCUCAGGUAUUUUGAGACAUAAGAGACUCCAUACUGGAGAAAAACCAUUCAAAUGUGAAGAGUGUGGGAAGAGGUUUACUGAGAAUUCAAAACUUCGUUUCCAUCAAAGAAUUCACACUGGAGAAAAGCCUUACAAAUGUGAGGAGUGUGGAAAGGGAUUCAGAUGGGCCUCAACUCAUCUAACCCAUCAAAGACUCCACAGCAGAGAAAAACUAUUCCAAUGUGAGGAUUGUGGGAAGAGCAGUGAGCACAGUUCAUGCCUUCAAGACCAACAAAGCGACCACAGUGGAGAAAAAACAUCCAAAUGUGAGGACUGUGGGAAGCGCUACGAGAGGCGCUUGAAUCUAGAUAUGAUUUUAUCAUUAUUUUUAAAUGAUAUAUAAUUAUUGUCCAUAUUUAUGGGUUACAGCAUAUUUCAAUACAUGUAUACAAUGUAUAAUGAUCAAAUCAGUGUUAUUAGCAUAUCCAUCACCUCCUUUAUCAUUUAUUUGUGGAUCAUUUAUCAUUUCUUUGUGCUUUGAACGUUCAAAAACUGCUGUUCUAGUUAUUUGAAAAUAAGUUAUUAUUAAUUAUAGUCACCUUUAGUGCUGUGGAACACUAGAACUUGUUCCUUUCAUCAUCUUACUGUACUUUCAUAUCUGUUAACGAAUCUUUCAUCAUCCACCCUCUCUCCUACUUUUCCCUUCUAGUAAUUGCUAUGCCAUGCUGCUUCUGCUUUUUUUUUUUUUUUUUUUUUUUUUUGAGAACAGAGUCUUCCAGGCUUGAGUGUAGUGGCAUGAUCCUUUCUCACUGCAGCCUCCACCUCCUGGGUUCAAGCGAUUCUCCUGCCUAAACCUCCUGAGUAGCAGGGAUUACAGGCACGCACCACCACGCCCAGCUAAUUUUUGUACUUUUUUUUUUUUUUUUUUGAGACAGAGUAUCGCUCUGUCGCCCAGUAUGGAGUGCAAUGGCUUGAUCUCGGCUCACUGCAACCUCUGCCUCCUGGGUUCAAACGAUUCUUCCCUGCCUUGGCCUCCCGAGUAGCUGGGACUACAGGCGCCCGCCACCACACCUGACUAAUUGUUGUAUGCGUAGUAGAGAUGGGGUUUUGCCAUAUUGGCCAACCUGGACUUGAACUCCUGACUUCAGAUGAUCCGCCCACCUCGGCCUCCCAAAGUGCUGGGAUUACAGGCGUGAGCCACCAUGCCCACCAUGCCUAAAAAUUUUUGUAUUUUUAGUGAAGAUGGGGUUUCACCACAUUGGCCAGGCUAGCCUUGAACUCCCAAACUCAAAUGGUCCACCUGCCUUGGCCUCCCAAAGUGCUGGGAUUACAGGCAUGAGCCACCGUGCCCAGCCAAUGCUAUGCUGCUUCUAUGAUGUCAACUUUUUAGCUUCCACAUAUGUGUGAAAACAUGUGGUAUUUAUCUUUCUGGGCCUGAAUUUACAUCACUCAACAUCAUGUUCUCCAAAGCUUAUCUUUAUCUUGCCAUAAAUGACAGAAUUUUAUUAUUUUUUAUGGUUAAAUAGUGUACCUUUGUGUAUGUAUGCCACAUUUUCUUUACCAUUUUCUGUUGAUGAACACUUAGAUUGGUUCCAUAUGUUAGCUAUUGCAAAUAGUACUAUAAUAAAUAUAGGAGUGCAGAUAGGAGUUCAACACACUGAUUUCCUUUCCUUUGGAUAUACAGCUAGUAGUGGGAUUGCUGGAUCACUUGAAUGCUGAUAUGCAUAAGAGGAUCUACACUGGAGAAAAACCAUGGAAGUGUGGAGAUUGUGGUACAUGCUUCAGUCAGGGCUCACAUCUUCAAAUUCAGUGUCUGUUCUGUAGAGAAACCUUAAUAAUGUGAUAUAUGUGACAGCAAAGAGUUAUAAGAUAUGAAUAUGUUAAUUUUAGUAGAUACUUCCGAAAAGUAUUUCAAACUGGUUGUACCACUAUAAACUCUGACCAUUAUUAGGCAAGAAUUGGCUUUUUUUUUUUUUUUCUUUUGAGACAGUCUUGCUCUGUCACCCAGACUGGCAUGCAGUGGAAUGAUCACGGCUCCCUGCAGCCUUGACCUCCCAGGCUCAAGAAAUCCUUCUGCCUCAGCCCCUCAAAAGCUGGGACUAUAGGCAUGCAACAACACGCCUGGCUAAAUUUUUGUUGUAGAGAUGGGGUCUCACUAUGUUGCCCAAAUUGGUCUCAAACUCCUGGGCUCAAGCGAUUCUCCCUCCUCAGCCUUCCAAAGUGCUGGGAUUACAGGCCUGAGCCAUGCGCACAGCAUUUUGUUUUGUUUUGUUUUGUUUUUGAGAUGGGGUCUCUCGGUGUUGCCCAGGCUGGAUUGCUUAUUCACAGAUGCAGUUACAGUGCCCUAUAGCCUCGAACUCCUGGGCCUAAGUGAUCCUCUUGCUUCAAUCCCCUGAGAAGCUGGGACUACAGGCAUGGACCACCACCCCUGAUUGAUCUUCUUUAGUUUCUAUAACAAAAUAGUACACUGUUUCCACAAACUUGGGAAGGCUAGUAUUUGGGGGUGGGGGGCGUGGAAAUCACUAAACAACAAAGAAAAUCUGAUGAAUUGGACAGCAUAAAAAUAUUGGCAUAAAGAUGAACAUAACAUAAGCAGGAAUAUUUAAAGCACAUACUUUUUAUAGAGUGUCUCCCCUGUAAUGUCUCUGGUUAAAUGAAAGGGUUUCAAAUGUGAAGACAACCCUAACCAUACUCAUUAUCUGUAAAAGAUGUAGCAUUGUCAUGGACUCCUUAAUAAACGUGAAGACUUUAAUCCA